AUGACGUCAAACACGGCAAUCGUCCGCUUGAACGUGGGGGGAAGCAAAUAUGAAGUUCCCAAGUCCUUGAUUGAGAUGUAUCCGAACACGAUGCUAGCACGCUUGAUUUCCGAACAAUGGGAGGGGGGCAACGAGCAGGAUCCAAACAAGGAAAUCUUCAUUGAUCGAGAUGGUCAGCGCUUCCAAUGUGUUUUGGACUACAUGCGAGAUCAAAAGGCAUAUCUCCCGCAUAACAUGGCAAAGGCUUCUGUUAUGCAUGACUUGAAGUACCUCGGAUUUGUGGAUGUCCCAGAUGAUGCCAUCGAAGAAACUUUGACGACUCCAGAGGCGGUGAAACACAUCCGCAUCGGCAGAAAGUAA
Molecule: messenger RNA, 360 nt
Organism: Seminavis robusta
Lineage: Eukaryota; Bacillariophyta; Bacillariophyceae; Naviculales; Naviculaceae
Source: the annotation of a GenBank genome assembly